This is a messenger RNA of Exaiptasia diaphana, 2419 nucleotides long. RefSeq names its product monocarboxylate transporter 5. The record is from RefSeq and is a predicted model, not a curated record. Bases 286 to 1938 code for a protein of 550 amino acids. Gene Ontology annotation, biological process: transmembrane transport. NCBI's taxonomy places the organism in Eukaryota, Metazoa, Cnidaria, Anthozoa, Actiniaria, Aiptasiidae. Gene Ontology annotation, molecular function: transmembrane transporter activity. The transcript is spliced from 6 exons.
AUCCAAGCAUGUAUUGUUAUUUGACCUUUCAGUUUGUGACAUAGCAGAAUUUAAGUAAAUAGCGUGUUACAAAGGCCAUGUAUUUGAAACGUCAUAAUCAAGCUGUCGGCAGUGGUUYUGUCAUUUUGACUGGCAGGACUAGUUCACACAAACUGUCUCAGCGUCUAGAGAUUCAUUGCGGUGAGCUUUCGUGGUUGAAAAGUGCAACUCUUUGUGGAACUUGAGAACAAAGCCGAUUACAACAGUAGCCGCUAUUGUUGUGGCAAGGUUAUCCAACAAUCAAAAAUGACUUUACCGUCGUGUUGUUUAUGCAAUUCGAGGCGGCCAAAUAAACCACCACACAAGCAAGAUGGACCCUGGUCCUUCCUCGUGGUUACGUGUACUUUCUUCCAAUCGUGGUUGUUCAUUGGGUCAGCGCGGGCCUAUGGUGUUUACCUUCCUGUUUUGAUGAAGGAGUUCAAUGAAGGACGCGAUAAAAUAGCUUUGGUAGGUUCACUUGCCAUUGGACUUCGGUUUCUUUUAACAGUAAUGGUAACCUGGCUAAACUCGUUUAUUGACUCCAGAAUACUGAAUGGAGUUGGUCAUUUGUCAUUGGUUAUAGCUUUCACUGUAUCAUCGUUUAUCCAGAGAGUAGAGUUACUGUACUUAACUUAUAGUAUUUUCUAUGCCAUGGGGAUGUCCUUUGUUCUCUCAACAAAUAUCCUUGUAAUUGUAAAAUACUUCAGAAAACAUCGUUCACUCGCCCAAGGGCUGAAUAGCUCGGGUGGUGCCCUCGGCAUUAUGACGGUUCCCAACAUUUUGCAGUAUUUGUUGGAUUCUGUGGGAUGGAGAAACGCACUCCGUCUUCAAACAGCUGCUGUAGUUAUCUCAGGCCUACUCUGUUUGAUGUUCAGUCCCAAUGUGGAAAAUGAAAGUCAUGGCAAUCAAGAUGCUACUGAAAGAUCGAGCGAGGCCGGCGUUGCCAAUAAUAAAGGUGAUAUAAAUGAGGAUCAUGUUGUUGACUCCAAGAAUCCCGAACAAAGUACUGGCUGUAAUACUAGUGGCUCUGGUUGUCAAAGCCAAAAGAAUAACAAUGUUGAGCAACCUGAACACAUUCAAAGUCAAAGCAAGGAUAAAGAUGUCAACGAUCUUGGAGAAGAGGACAAAGAGACUCGUGAAAGCAUCGUCGAAGAUGCAAGUAAACGAGAUAUUGAGGAAAAUGCAGCACUACUUCAAGAUCACGUGGAAAAAAUGACCGCUGAAAGUCAACCUAAAGAUCGCAAGGUUUCCAGUUUGAGAGCUAUGUUUGAUUUAUCCGUGUGGAGAGUUCCAAUGUUCACUGUUUCCGUUAUCUCGAAUUGUCUUGCCUCAUUUUCUUUGUUCAGUGUCUCUGUUCACUUGGUCAAGUUUUCAGAAGAGGUAGGAUUAUCGGCCACAAGUGCAUCMAGCUUAUAUACCUUCUUGGGUUUGGCAUCGUUAAUAGCAAGGAUCGUCGCUGGUAAACUCUGYGACAUAUCAUGCAUUAAACCCAAURUGGUUAAUAUGGUGUCAGAACUGAUUGGUGCUAUGGCUACAUUUCUUCUAACUCUUAGCACAAGCUAUGUUCAUCUAGCAAUCUUGAUAUUCAUUUAUGGAUUUGCUGAUGGUAUGUUUCGAACAAGCACUGUUGUGCUCUUAACGACGACUGUGGAAAGAUCAAAGUCCGGUUCAGCGUUUGGUCAAGGAAAUUCUAUUGUCGCUCCUUUUUAUGCUGCUGGUCCAGCUAUUACAGGGCUACUUGCGGAUGAUUUCGGAGAAUACACCAAGGCGUUCUAUGUGAAUGGAUGUGUUCUUAUUGCAUCAGCCGCUGUACACCUAAUACCGAUAUUGUUUAGGUGCCGUCAARGUUCAAAUAACUUUACUUUGGCUCACGUCGAGAUGAGUCCUGUUCAAGACAACUGUAAUGCAAAUAGCAACUAAGUUGCYAUUCAAACAUCGACGUCAAUCCUAGUUUUAUCGAGGAUUGAUGAUCUUAAUGAAUUAGUGAUUUUUAUAUUAUCAUAGAUAGAAACAACACAUAGAGGUAUAAACAAACACAGGAAGAUAGAUAGUGUUUUAUUAACUACAUUCAACUAUCUUAUAUCAAAUGGCGCAUAUCAACUACAUGCAUGCCGGGAAUGAAUUAAGAAUUGUCAUUUUAACACAGAUUACAGUAURUAWUUUUUGCAUUAAAAUGCCAAASCAAUCMWUCGAGAUCACCAUUUUGUCCUGAUCUGUCUGCCUGUUCAGUGUCAUCUUUUCUUUCCACUUUCAGAUUUCCAAACAAGCAUUUUUCCAUCUCACUAUCCUUUGACCUAUUUACUAAAUAUCCUUUUAUUCCAACCAAAGCAAUAUAYCUACAAGUACUUACUGUUUUAGCACAGAAUUAUUAUAUCAUUAUUUAUAUAUAAUAUGAAUAUAG